AUGACGCAGGGUCAGUUGCUGGGCACCAGUGGGGAUGUGAGAGAUGGAGAAGGCACGCGGAAAAGGAUGAAGAUUUCAGUGCCGCACUUUAACAACUCGGCUCUCAUCAAAACCUAUUCCAAAACCUUGAUUGGCAGAUGCAUGAAUCCUCCAGAACAGGAAAUGAAGGCGUUGAUACAGAAUAUUCCAAAGAUAUGGAAACUGGAGGAUCGAGUGGUGGGGACAGAUUUGGGUUUUGGCAAAUUUCAGUUCGAUUUUGAGACAGAGGAAGAAAUUGAAACGGUGUUGAAACUGCAACCCUAUCACUUUGACUACUGGAUGCUCGCUCUGGCACGUUGGCAACCGAAGAAGACACAGCUCUUCCCAUCAGAAAUAACCUUUUGGGUUCGCGUUCUUGGCGUGCCGAUGGAGUUUAAGACGUCCCCUACCUUUGAAAGUAUUGGAGAUGCGCUUGGACGAACGGUCUCUGUGAACUUGGAUAAUUCUAGAGUCCAAGUGGUGGUGGAUGCUUUCCAACAAUUAUGUUUCGAGACCACAGUGGAUUUUAAAUGUGGAGAGUUUUAUGAGGGUGAGGAAGUUGCGAUAUCCUUGAGGUAA
Messenger RNA from Brassica napus (rape), 597 nucleotides. RefSeq lists its product as uncharacterized. The coding region runs from base 1 to 597 and encodes 198 amino acids. The transcript has a single exon. Lineage: Eukaryota; Viridiplantae; Streptophyta; Magnoliopsida; Brassicales; Brassicaceae. The record is from RefSeq and is a predicted model, not a curated record.